UCUUCAGUACAAACGCAGCGUUUCAUCGUGAUCCCCGCCCCCAAAAAGAAGAGCAGCUUCAGUAAGAGUAGCUGCUCGCCGUAUUAGUCAUCGGAAAUCUAAGGCAUCGCAGGGGAGAAAGUGAUAUGAAAAGAGUUAUGAUAAAAGCAUUGUUUGGAUUUUCAAUUUUUGCAAGCGUCGUCGUUUCACUGUCCUUUGCUACUGUUAUUUGGAAACCCCUCUUGGUUUCCUAUCCGGCCCUUCCCGCCAAAUACGCUCUUGAUGUCGGUAGGUCUGGCACAUGUGGAGCUCUCUACGUGGCAGAUCCUCCGGAGGCAUGUUCUCCUGUGCGCAACGUUUCAACAUUCGAUGAAUCAAACAAAAUUUGGUUCGCUUUAAUUGUUAGAGGUCAAUGUACAUUCGAGGAAAAAAUCCUUAACGUUCAAAAGGCAGGAUAUCGUGCCGCCAUUGUUUACGAUGAUAGAUCCAAAGCUGAUUUGCUUUACAUGAUGAUGAAACGUGAGGAAGUAAAGGUGCAUGCUGUAUUUACUACAAAUCAAGGUGGUAAAUUUUUGAGGGAGCAUGCUGAAGGCAAAAGGGGUGAAUGCUGCAUUAUGAAGCCUUACAAUGGAGGAAUGUGGACUGUGCUGGCGAUAUCGAUAUUAUCAAUUGCUGUGGUAGUAGCUUUCUUGAUUUUAGCCUAUUUUACUCCCAGGGGCUCGAUUUAUUGGCAAGGAAGACAUGAGCGUAAUCCUAGGACCGUAGAUUCGCAGAUAGUGGAAACUCUUCCUUGCUUUGCGUUUGGUCCUGCUUCUGUGAGUUGCUGCCACGGUGGAGAAACUUGUGCCAUUUGCCUUGAGGAUUAUGUAAAUGGGGAAGUACUUAAAGUUCUACCCUGCCAACACAAAUUUCAUUCAAGCUGUGUGGGCUCAUGGCUGACUAACUGGGGGACGUUCUGCCCAGUGUGCAAGCUUGAUAUGAGAACCCAAACUGCAGGUCCUGAGGCACAAGUUAGACAAGUGAAUUAUAUAGUGCUAUUUGGAGCUAGGGCAUGGGGAUUUGGAGUGGGAGCAGUCUCCUGUAUCAAUGCAAGCUUUGACUCCAUUAAGCAUUUCUUUACACGAAAGGCCCCAGAAUCUGAUAUGGGUGUUUCUCGGGCUGUGUUUCUUGCUCUUCAUGGGUUGUUUCUUUUCUAUCUUAUAAUUUGCAGCGGUGGAGCUGAAGAAGUUGUGACUAUCGAUGUUCGUGCAGCUAAGGAUCUGCUUGACUCUGGCUACGGCUAUCUUGAUGUUAGGACUGUGGAAGAGUACAAGAAAGGUCAUGUGGAUGCAACUAAAAUAUCGAACAUUCCUUACAUGGUUAACACUCCAGAGGGUAGAGUGAAGAAUCCUGAUUUCUUGAAGGAAGUUACAUCCCUUUGCAAGGAGGAAGAUCUUUAUGUCGUGGGCUGUCAAAGUGGAGUCAGAUCUCUUUAUGCAACAGUUGAUCUUCUCAGUGUUGGGUUCAAAAAUGUGAGCAACAUGGGAGGAGGGUACUUGGCCUGGGUGCAGAAUGGACUUAAAGUGAAGGUGGAUGAUGAAAAACCAGAAGAUCAAAAGCCAAAGGAAGAUGAGCUUUGAUUGAUUGAGGCAAAUUUCUGUAUUUCUUCAUGUAUUACAGAAGAUAAUUUAAGUAUGAAUAAAGACCCUAUGAUGAUUUGCACAACAAUUUUGUUCUGCACAUUCAUAUAUUGGCAAGAAAGUCUUGAAAUAGGGGAAAUUAUUAUCGCUAGCUCACAGAGGGCCUAAUAGAAUUAGGUAAGCUUUAACUCUUACGGCCCUUACCUAUCAUCUAACAUCAAUAAAUGAAAUAUUUAUUAUGAACAUGUGGCAAGUUUUGAGCUUUAUCAUUCCUGCCUGCAGAAACUACUUGUAUUGAUAAUAUAGUAUUAAAAGAGACAGAGAAUGGAAUAUCUUUUUGGUUCUAUUACUC
Pistacia vera is the source of this 1950-nucleotide messenger RNA. Its product is annotated as receptor homology region, transmembrane domain- and RING domain-containing protein 1. The transcript is spliced from 11 exons. The record is from RefSeq and is a predicted model, not a curated record. Lineage: Eukaryota; Viridiplantae; Streptophyta; Magnoliopsida; Sapindales; Anacardiaceae. Bases 126 to 1598 code for a protein of 490 amino acids. Gene Ontology annotation, molecular function: catalytic activity.